AUGGCAGAGAAUAUUUAUCCAAAUGAAAUAGAAACAACACGAAGAGCAGAGGCUGCAAAGACUGUGGCAGAAGCACCUAUGCACGAGCCCUUGCUUGAGGAGUCGAACAAUCGCUUUGUCAUUUUCCCCAUAGAGCACCACGACAUCUGGGCUCUGUACAAAGACGCAAUGGCUGUGUUCUGGACUGCAGAGGAGGUUGAUUUGUCUGGAGACCAGGCAGACUGGGAGAAGCUCACUCCAAACGAAAGACACUUUAUUUCAUACGUAUUGGCAUUCUUUGCUGCAUCCGAUGGAAUUGUCAAUGAAAAUUUAGUCGAAAGAUUUGCCUCCGAAGUCCAAAUAAGCGAGGCGCGGUGCUUCUACGGCUUCCAGAUCAUGAUAGAAAACGUCCAUGCGGAGAUGUACAGUCUGCUGAUCGACACAUACAUAAAAGACACAGCAGAAAAGAACUUCCUCUUCCAGGCAAUGGAGAACAUUCCCGUCAUAAAGAAAAAAGCCGACUGGGCGCUCAGAUGGAUCUCAGACAAAGAGUCCAGCUUUGCAGACAGACUAGUGGCAUUUGCGUGCGUUGAGGGAAUCUUCUUCUCGGGCUCGUUUGCCUCCAUCUUCUGGCUCAAGAAAAGAGGCCUUAUGCCCGGGCUCACAUUCUCCAACGAGCUUAUAAGCAGAGACGAAGGGCUGCACUGCGACUUUGCGUGUCUCCUGCACUCGCACCUGAACAACAAGUGCAAGAACAUCAAGAAAAUAGUGGCAGAGGCUGUGGAAAUAGAGAAAGAGUUCCUGACAGACGCUCUGCCCGUUUCUUUGAUCGGAAUAAACUCAGACUCCAUGUGCCAGUACAUCGAGUUUGUAGCGGACAGGCUGCUUCUGGCCCUGAACGAAGAAAAAAUAUACAACGCACAGAAUCCGUUUGACUUUAUGGAGCUGAUAUCUCUCAGAAGAAAAGCAAACUUCUUUGAAAUGCGCGUUGGCGAGUACAAGAGAGCAGCAGUUGGUCCUCCACAGGCACAGGGCUUUGCCAUGGACGACGACUUCUAA
Molecule: messenger RNA, 1038 nt
Organism: Nematocida minor
Lineage: Eukaryota; Fungi; Microsporidia
Product: ribonucleoside-diphosphate reductase subunit M2
Exons: 1
Coding region: 1-1038 (345 amino acids)
Biological process (GO): deoxyribonucleotide biosynthetic process
Molecular function (GO): oxidoreductase activity
Source: RefSeq, a predicted model, not a curated record